This is a messenger RNA of Zea mays, 679 nucleotides long. RefSeq names its product cytochrome c oxidase subunit 6b-3. NCBI's taxonomy places the organism in Eukaryota, Viridiplantae, Streptophyta, Magnoliopsida, Poales, Poaceae. The transcript has 4 exons. The record is from RefSeq and is marked validated. The coding region runs from base 182 to 415 and encodes 77 amino acids. Gene Ontology annotation, cellular component: respiratory chain complex IV; mitochondrion.
UCCGGUCUUUCUCGCCUCCUUCUCAGCCUUCAGGGGCGGCUCGCGGAAGCCAUCGUGGUUGACCCGACCAGCAGCCGAGUGCCCGAUUACAAUCAGCCAUCGCCACCACCUCCCUCCGCGGCUCCGCCUUCCGCCGCGAACACGCCGCUGUCUCGACCCCUUGUCCUCCUCCUUCAGCAAGAUGGCGGAGAUUGAGAUAAAAACAGCACCUGCUGACUUCCGCUUCCCUACAACAAACCAAACAAGGCAUUGUUUUACUCGCUAUGUCGAGUACCACAGGUGUUUGAAUGCCAAAGGGGAUGAUGCUGGUGUUUGCGAAAAAUUUGCCAAGUACUACAGGUCCCUUUGCCCUGGAGAAUGGGUUGAGAAAUGGAACGAGCAGAGGGAGCAUGGGACGUUUCCAGGACCUCUCUGAAUGUACCGCCCGAGACCUCCAGUUGGACCAGUCAACAAGUUGGCCAGGCAGUCCUACUGUUCCAUUCUGCAUUCCUACUUCCAGAAUCGUAAAUGCCUUUUGUCCCUUGCUCUUCAACCAGUCACCACAAAACUGUUAGUGAUGCCUCUCGUAUGCAGCUCUAAUAAUUUGGCUACAGUUGCCCCACAUGCAGCCUUGUUUUGUGUGUGGACUGUGGACCUCAUUUUGUAAACGUCUGAAUGGACUUGCAUUUUCUUUCGUGCC